AACGUAUUUUUACAAAGCUUCACUAUGUAAAACCACUACCAGUGACCUCUUUUCCUCCCAGUUGGCCCAGAUUUCUUCGUAGUUCCCUAGUUUCUUGCAUGACAUAGUGCUUCUGAUUUGUUACAUACAAGGUAGUGUAUUUCAAUCUUAAUGAAAGUGCUGCAAGGGGAAGAAUAUUUUAAGCAAAUUUAUAUCAAAAGAACUUGCAUUAAAAUGCUGGUAAAAUGGAUUAAAAUUAGAAGAUAAGUAAUCCUAAAGAAUAACAACUCAAUUGUUCAAGUUUACCCGUGAAUAGGGGGUAGGGUAGGGACUGGGGUAAGUUGCAUGUGUUACAGCCUACCAGUUCCUCACUACCCAUCACUACAGCCCUGCCAAAAGAGUCACAGUCCAGAGAAUCAAUUUAUAUAUAAAACCUUUUCCAGGAGAGUUACCAUCACUAUUGAAAAAGAAAAAAACAAAGAACUAUAUAUUUGACAUUUGAAAAAUACUUCCAGGUAACAGAGACUCAUUGAAUCAUGGAAUCUUUAUCCUUUCCAAUGACCCUGCAAAAUACUUUGCUUUGUAUAGGAGAAUAAACAGUUUUAGAUAAUUUACACUAUUUGCCCAAUUAACCCUUUGUCUAUACCAUACAUAAAGGUAUGGCAGAAACUGUAUUUACAUACACAUAUUUCCCAGUAUGUUUCACCAUAUAGACAAAAAUAAUCCCCACUGAGACCCAUUAUACUUUGCUUAUUCAUACACUUAUCCGUAUCUGCCAAGCACUAACUUUUCAGCAAGUACCACCUGAAAGUAUACGAUCUUUCAUAGGACUAUGUUUUGAGUAGUGGGUUAAAUGGACUUUUGGAAUUUGUGGUUUGAAAUUUGUAUUAUAUAAUUGUCAUAUGUAUUAUGUUCUAUUAUUGAUGCAUUUUAUAAAUGUCAUUAUGUGAUUGUACUAUAUAAAUAGUAAAAGGAAAAUUUUAAAGAAUGGUUAAAUAACUGCCCAUAUAUUUAAUACCUGAAGGUUUAACAUUGUUUUAUUGUGUUUCCUUUUUUGUUUUGUUAUCCAUAUUUAUGUAACUCUGUCUGUCUGUCUCUCUCUAUAUGUCUAUAUGUAUAUCAUCAGGGUUUCUCAGCUUUGAUACUAUUGUGACCACUGGCUGAAUAUUGUUACAGUUUGGAUAGUAAAUACAGUAAAAUACUGAACAGCUUAACUGGCCUCAAACCAGUAGAUAUUAUCUGAGGAGUAAAAUCACUCCAGUAGAGAACCACUGAUCUAUUUCCAUAUUUUUUUCUAUCUCUAGAUUUUAAUGUCUGGCAGAUGAAUCUAUUUUCAAAUAUUCUAACCUGGAAUGUUUAAAUGAAUCUUAUUCACACUAGCUUUGCAUACUAACACAUCUCUGAGGAGAUAAUUCAUAAAAUCUAUUGACUAUGCUGAUGUCUCUAUUCAGAAUACCUUCUCUAAUAAGUCUGAAUGGAAAACUACAAUCAAACAGUGCCGAGCGAAUUCAUUCUCAUGGGCAUCACAGACCGCCCUGAGCUGCAGGCUCCGUUAUUUGGGCUCUUCCUCGUCAUCUACAUGAUCUCAGUGGUGGGCAACUUGGGCAUGGUCAUCCUCACCAAGGUGGACUCUGGGCUACAGACACCCAUGUACUUCUUCCUCAGACACCUAGCUUUUACUGAUCUGGGUUAUUCAACAACAGUGGGCCCCAAAAUGUUGGUAAAUUUUGUUGCAGAUCAAAAUAAAAUCUCCUAUUAUUUCUGUGCUACACAACUAGCUUUCUUUCUUGUGUUCAUCAUUAGUGAACUUUUCAUUCUGUCGGCAAUGUCCUAUGACCGCUAUGUGGCCAUCUGUAACCCUCUGCUCUACACAGUCGUCAUGUCACAAAGGGUGUGUCAGGUGCUGGUGGCAAUCCCCUAUCUCUAUUGCACAUUUGUUUCUCUCCUAGUCACUGUAAAGAUAUUUAAUUUAUCCUUCUGUGGCUACAAUGUCAUUAAGCAUUUCUACUGUGACAGUCUUCCUUUGAUAUCUUUGCUCUGCUCAAACACUCGUGAAAUUGAACUGAUUAUUCUGAUCUUAGCAGGUUUUAAUUUGAUUUUCUCCCUUCUGAUAGUUCUCGUGUCUUACCUGCUCAUUCUUGAAUCUGUUCUCAAGAUGAACUCUGCUGAAGGUCGGCACAAGGCUUUUUCUACCUGUGGAUCCCACCUGACAGUGGUCACAGUGUUCUACGGGACUUUGAUUUUUAUGUAUGUGCAACCAGAGUCCAGUCAUUCCUUUGACACUGAUAAAGUGGCUUCCAUAUUUUACACCCUCGUUAUCCCCAUGUUAAAUCCCUUGAUCUAUAGCUUGAGGAACAAAGAUGUAAAAUGUGCCCUACAAAGGACGUGGAAAAAACUAUGCAAUGUUUUCUCUUAA
This is a messenger RNA of Vicugna pacos (alpaca), 2395 nucleotides long. RefSeq names its product olfactory receptor 8K3-like. Gene Ontology annotation, biological process: G protein-coupled receptor signaling pathway. Lineage: Eukaryota; Metazoa; Chordata; Mammalia; Artiodactyla; Camelidae. Gene Ontology annotation, cellular component: membrane. The record is from RefSeq and is a predicted model, not a curated record. Gene Ontology annotation, molecular function: G protein-coupled receptor activity; olfactory receptor activity.